This is a messenger RNA of Eucalyptus grandis, 702 nucleotides long. RefSeq lists its product as uncharacterized. The record is from RefSeq and is a predicted model, not a curated record. The transcript has 3 exons. Bases 18 to 428 code for a protein of 136 amino acids. NCBI's taxonomy places the organism in Eukaryota, Viridiplantae, Streptophyta, Magnoliopsida, Myrtales, Myrtaceae.
GGUUACCGUGAAGUCCCAUGAAGAUGAUCCACGCGAUCAGAUCGGUGAGAAGCUGUGUGAUUCCACGCUCCUUUCCAUCACCACCUAUAGCUGCUCCCGUCGUCGGCGAGAUAACUUGCAGCCUCAGAUUCGAGAAGGGGUUUGCUUCUCUGUCCGGCCAGCAGGAGAGCGCACGCAUCAUGGACAAGGCCGAGACCCCGGAGACCGGGGAUGUGUUGUACCACUCGUUUGGACAUGAGUACGCGACAAGAUGCGAGGAUGAAGGAUUCGGUGUGAUCCAUUCGACUAAGCAAUCCGAAAAGGACGAUACUCCCAGCGGUCAACUCGGUUCAAACAUGGAGAAAAAGAAGGAAACUCCGGCGGAGGAGGAAAAAGUGCAGCACCGAACGAAGAAACAAGUAGCUGACAAGCCAGAGCAUCCUGCUUGAUCGAAUAGUCGUGUUGCAGCCGAUGGAUGUACUAAUUUUCCUUCUAAAGCUGCAACUACAAAGAGGGUUCUGAAGGGUCUCUGCUGGUCGGGGUUCGUGCAGAGUAUUUGUUGAUGUUGGAUUUGGAUACGCAUCGUACCAUUUGAAACAUACUUUGUUUGUGUGUUCCGUGGUCUAUGAAGGUUUUCUAACUUUCUACAGUUCAUAACCGAUAUCAUCUUUUACGAUGUGCACGCGGUGCGUUAUUUGCAAGAGUGACUAUAGUUUGCAACCA